AAUCAGCCUGUGAUGCAUGCUGGGUAAGAAGCUGUGUCCAUCUCUGAUUAUUAGUGUCAGAGGACCCAGAGUGCUACGGUGAGGGCUCAUCAUCCGCAGCUUGCAAUUGAAAGACUUGUAAACAGAUACACACGCGGUCUAAAAAUAAUGCUGAUAUUAUAAUAACGUUCAGGGACCGCCCAGCCAGAAAACACAGCGAUUUCCCCUCAGCCAGACCAACUUGGCAUUCUGAGUACAAGCUCACAGGGGAGGGGCCGGGCUUCUCCAUGCAGGAACUGGAGUCAGAGGCUUCCCCUGCUGCCUGCAGGGAGAGAGAGCAUUAGGAAUGCCUCUCAGUAACUGGUUUCCUGAGGUAUCUGAAGUUAGACACACAGCCUGGAGCAAUCUGAACACAUCGCCCCCGCAGCUCUGCAGGAAUCAGGAUGCAGGCCAAAUACAGCAGCACGAGGGAUAUGCUCGAUGAUGACGACACCACCAUAAGCCUGUAUUCUGGAGCUUCCACUGUCACCAGACGUGCAGAUCCCAGGCAUUCAGAGAAUGACACUCCCUCUUCAGUUUGGCGCCCAGUGGCCCUGACCCUGCUGACCUUGUGUUUGGUGCUACUUGUUGGCCUCGCAGCCCUGGGCCUUGUGUUUUUUCAGUUCUACCAGCUCUCCAAUACCCAGCAAGACAGCAUCGCUGAAAUGGAUGAAAGGCUGGGGAACAUAUCCCGACAGCUGCAGUCCCUCCAGAUGCAGAACAGAAGACUCAUAGAAACCCUACAGCACGUAGCUGUAAAACUGUGUCGUGAACUUUAUAACAAAAGUGGAGGACACAGAUGCAGCCCUUGCCCAGAAAAAUGGAAGUGGCAUGAGGACAAAUGUUACCAGUUCUAUAAAGAGAGCAAAAACUGGCAGGGCUGUGAAUAUUUCUGCUUGGCUGAAAAUGCCACCAUGCUGAAGAUAAGCACACAGGAAGAGCUGGAUUUUGCCAUGCCUCAGAGCUACUCUGAGUUUUUCUACUCUUAUUGGACAGGGCUCUCCCGCAAUGGCAGUGGCAAAGCGUGGCUGUGGACAGAUGGGACACCUUACUCCUUUGAACUGUUUGAGAUUAUAAUAGAUCCCACCAACCAAAGGAGCAGGGACUGUAUGACCAUCUUCAACGGAAAGGCUUUCUCAAAGGACUGCAAAGAGCUGAGGAGGUGUGCCUGUGAGCGGAUGGCAGGGAGGGUGGUACCUGAGCUGCUCCAGUAGGUGGCAUCAAACAUUUAGCAGAGGAAGUCAACAGGGCAGCUUCAACCACCAGCCAAAGGACUGAGUCAAGUGAGGCCAACGCAAUGGAUAUUCGAAGCUUUGGGAAACAGAGAAGCAGUUGCGGGGACUGGUACUUGAGAGGUUCUCCUCAUUCUGGCUCAGCAUCAUCCAUACCUGAGCGCCGGUUCUUGCACACUUUUACCGGUCACAAAGAUUUUUAUGAAGCACCAACUAGCCUCAGUAGGCUAGAGCAUUUUCCUCCUUGAUUUACAGAAGGCUUUUAGAUGUCUCCCAGUGACUGUUUUCACCGUUUCCCAUGUCUCCUUUACACUAGGAAAAGAGACACAUAAGAAAAUAGAGGGGGUGAUACGAAGCCACUCACUGUGUGUGGUGGUGUCUACACAAGUCUUGGUGCCUUCCAGCUUUCAGCACUUUGAUAGUGGAGGCAAGACAAGAAAAGUUUAAGGCCACUCACAGCUAUAUAGAAAGGAGGCCAUCCUUGGUUAUAUGAGGAUCUCUUCUCAAACAGCAAAAAGGAACAAAAGAACAAGAGAGUUGAAAGAAAGAAAGAAAGAAAGAAAGAAAGAAAGAAAGAAGGAAAGAAAGAAGGAGAAAGGAGAAAAACAAAACAAAUCAGAGAAUAGAGAAAAAAAGUGGGGUCCUUUGGAGUCCUCUGUCCUAACAGGAAGUCCAAGAGAAACUGGCAGAUGUCCCACUCCUGGACUGUUAUACACAGCUAAUUCUUUUUGUUUCCAGUUCACACUUUGCCUUUCCAAGGCUCUCAAUUGCUUCACCUGCUACACCGCUGAUCAUCUUUCCAGUCGAACUGACUCUCAUUGUGUCAAUCUCCAGUCCAUCGUUAUGUCCUUCCCCAAUCAUGUUUCCUAGGAAAGAGAUGAUCUCACCU
Molecule: messenger RNA, 2139 nt
Organism: Myodes glareolus (Bank vole)
Lineage: Eukaryota; Metazoa; Chordata; Mammalia; Rodentia; Cricetidae
Gene: Clec1a
Product: C-type lectin domain family 1 member A
Biological process (GO): signal transduction
Cellular component (GO): plasma membrane
Molecular function (GO): transmembrane signaling receptor activity
Source: RefSeq, a predicted model, not a curated record